CUCACUCCACCCACCAAAUUUCGCACACAAUCUAAAGUUCACAAGGACUCUAGAUUAACACUCAUUUUCUCGUUUUCAAAAGAAACGAAAAAGAUUUUAAACUUGUAACAAAGUCUAUUCACCCCCCCUCUAGACUUUGUAUUUCACCACUUUGGGACCACCAAUUGGUAUCGGAGCAGUCUUCUCACUAUCUACAUUUAGAUUAACGAGAAGUGAUCAAAAUGGUGAACAAUAUGGAUCACGGUUUGCCCAAGUUUUCUCUUCUAGGUUAUGAUGAUUGGAAGAUCAUGAUGGAAGCACACCUUUACGCUCUACAUGAUUGCAUGUGGAUGGUGCUUGAGGAUGGACCCUUGAAAAUCCAAAUGGAGAAUCCUGAGAGGAAUCCAGCAACUCAAGACGUAGUCCAGUACAUUCCAAAGCCCAAGGAAAAAUGGGAUGAUAGAGAUUGCAAAAAGCACAAUCUGGAUAACGUCGCCAAAGCAGCCAUCUUCAAGACACUUGACCCCAUCACCUUCUCCAAAAUUAAGCACCUCAAGACUGCCAUGGAGAUAUGGCAAGGUCUUGGGAAGCUAUGUGAGGGUUCAGAGGACUUGAGAAAGCAGAAGAUAGAAGUCCUGCUUGAGAAGUUCAAAAGCUUCAAAAUGCUUCCCGGAGAAUCAUUUGAUAUGCUGGAUGAAAGAUUCCACAAAAUCUUGAAUGAUCUUGCAUCACUUAACCACGUUCUUUCUCCCAAAGAAAAGAAUGUAAGGUUGCUGAGAUCUCUUCCAACUGAGUGGUACACCAAAGCCACAGCCAUGGAAGAAGGAAGAAAUCUGGAGAACUACACUGUUCAAGGUCUUCUUGAUGAGCUCAGAACCUAUGAGCACGAGCUGAAGAAGAAGAAGGAAGAACAAGUCACUCCCUUCCCCACGGCACUGAUGACAACUCCAAGAGUCCCAUCAAGUGAAGGGACAUGCCCAAGGAACUGUGACACACCCUCCUCCAGCCAGCCGUCAAGUUCAAAAAUGGAGAACUACGAUGAGGAAUUUGCCAUGAUGGUCAAGCAAUUCCGGAAGUUCAAAAAGUUCUUCAAGAAAGCUGACUCAGUCAGAAGGCCAUCCAAGGGAAAGCCACAGGCGUUCAGAGUCUUCAACAAAAGAACCAUGAUCACUGAAGAGUCAAUACAUGUCAUUUUUGAUGAAAAACAUGUGAUUGACAAACCAUCAAAACAUGAUCAUGAGGUUCUGGAUUUAUCAGACAAGGAUGAAGAAGUCAAUAAAGAAGAUAGAAUGAAGCCCACGGAAUUCAUUCCAUUCAGAAGUCUGCCUCUGAAGAUUUCACAGAGAAAUCCGGAUUCAGACGGUGCUGAGCCCUCCGGAAAUUUUGGCCAGCCUUCCAAUAUUCCGGAUAUCUCAAACGGCGACAAUUCCGGAAAUGGCGACCCAGUGCCAAUCCAUCCGGAAACACCAACAACUUCUGUUCUUCAACCAGAAGCUGAACUAGAUCAACCAGUCAAUCCCAAUCAACACAAUCUUCGUUGGUUAAGGGAUCAUCCUUCUCAACAGAUCAUUGGAGAUAUUCAAUCUGGUGUUCGCACAAGGAGUGCCCAACAGAAUCUAGAAGCUAUGCUUGCCUGUUUCAUCUCACAAAUGAUAGCCGCUCAAGAACUCUCCGAAUUUCUUCAAAUAGAGAUUCGCCUCAAAUUCGAGGAAGAAGUUCUUGAAUUCUACAGAAAUGGAGAAAUCAAAUCUGCUCAGUCAAAGAAAAAUCCACAGAGCACAUUUCCAGUCAUCAAGUCCACUGUUGGAGGCUCAAAGGUGAAGCUUUCGCAGAAGAAAUUGGGAAGAAGGCUUCGCCUUCCCAAUUCUGGAGUUGAAGUUGGGAAAUUUCCAGUCAAAAAUCUGGACUGGAACAUCAUUGGAAUUUCUAGGCGAACUCGUUCUGGCCCAGCAAAGAAAGCAGAUCUGAACAACGAUUACAAGUUGAUUUUGGAACUGGUCAUCGCCUGCCUCGAAUGUGGGAGUGGAGGUCAUGCCGAUGACAUCACCCAGGAGAGAGCCUUCAUCAUCAACGCUCUCAUUACCAAAACUAAG
Messenger RNA from Cuscuta campestris, 2072 nucleotides. Lineage: Eukaryota; Viridiplantae; Streptophyta; Magnoliopsida; Solanales; Convolvulaceae. The record is from the annotation of a GenBank genome assembly.